This is a messenger RNA of Solea senegalensis (Senegalese sole), 4390 nucleotides long. It is a transcript of the gene lgr6, whose product is annotated as leucine-rich repeat-containing G-protein coupled receptor 6. Gene Ontology annotation, cellular component: membrane. The record is from RefSeq and is a predicted model, not a curated record. Bases 120 to 3014 code for a protein of 964 amino acids. Gene Ontology annotation, molecular function: protein-hormone receptor activity; protein binding. Gene Ontology annotation, biological process: G protein-coupled receptor signaling pathway. The transcript is spliced from 18 exons. NCBI's taxonomy places the organism in Eukaryota, Metazoa, Chordata, Actinopteri, Pleuronectiformes, Soleidae.
ACACACACACACAGAGUGUAAAUGAAGAGGAGAUGAAGAGGUAGACGAGACAGGAGACAAUAAGACACACAGACAGGCUGACGGACACCUUCCUCAUUGAUCAUUGAUCUGAAGACACCAUGCUGGUGGACAUGCAGACAGGUGGCCGGUCACACAUGUCUCCUGUGCUCCUGCUGCUCUGCAUGAUGGCAGCAGUUUGGGGUCAGAGCAGACGGGGGUCAGCAGCAGAGACGUCCCUCUGUCCGUCUCCAUGUCAGUGUGAAGACGAUGGGAUAUACGUCAUGGUGGACUGUUCUGAGUUAGGACUAUCAUCUGUGCCGCUGAACCUGAGUCCACUUACCACGUAUCUGGACCUGAGCAUGAACAACAUCAGCGAGAUCCCGUCCAGAGCCUUCCACCGCCUGCACCUGCUCUCAGAGCUGCGUAUCUCGGGGAAUCAGCUGAGGUACAUCUCGGGUCACACUCUCCAGGGUCUCUACAACCUCAAAGUACUGAUGCUGCAGAACAACCAGCUGGAGAGGCUUCCUGAUGACGUGCUGUGGGACCUGCCCAACCUACUGUCCUUGCGUCUGGACGCUAACCUGCUGUCAGAGGUUCCAGCUGGGACCUUCCGAGGGGUCCGAUCCCUGCGACACCUGUGGCUGGACGACAACUCGCUCACAGAAAUCCCAGUGACGGCCCUGGACUCUCUGCCCUCCCUGCAGGCCAUGACGCUGGCACUCAACCAGAUCACACACAUCCCAGACUCUGCCUUCACCAACCUCUCCGCCCUCGUCGUGCUUCAUCUACAUAACAACCAGAUCCAGAGCAUGGGAGCGAGAUGUUUUGAGGGUCUGCAAAGUCUGGAGACGCUGGAUUUGAACUACAACAAUCUGCAGGAGUUUCCUGUGGCCAUCAGGACACUGAGCAAGCUGCAGGAACUCGGUUUCCAUAACAACAAUAUCAAAGCCAUUCCUGAGCGAGCCUUCGUGGGAAACCCUCUGCUCCAAACCAUUCACUUCUAUGAGAACCCCAUCCAGUAUGUGGGAAAGUCCGCCUUCCAGUUCUUACCGAAGCUGCACACACUUUCUCUUAAUGGAGCAGCUCAGAUUCAAGAGUUUCCCGAUCUGAAAGGAACCACCAGUCUGGAAAUUUUGACGCUGACCCGGGCUGGUCUCUCCGCUCUGCCACGGGAUCUGUGCGAGCAGCUGCCUCGCCUCAGAGUGCUGGAGCUGUCUCACAACCAGAUCGAGGAUCUGCCCAGCUUUUACCACUGCUCUGCUCUGCAGGAGAUAGGGCUUCAACAUAACCAAAUCAGGAGGAUAGAGUCGAGCACGUUCAAGCAGCUGACCUCUCUGCGAGUGCUGGAUCUGAGCUGGAAUAUGAUCGAGUGGAUUCACCCCGACGCCUUUUUCUCUCUUCACUCUCUGGUCAAACUGGACCUGACGGAGAACCGACUCAGCUCAGUCCCCGUCGCAGGUUUGGGGGGCCUCACACAUCUGAAGAUGAAGGGCAACACAGAUUUAUACGAGGCCUUCAGCCCCGAUCACUUCCCACGCAUGAGGGUGAUUGAGAUGCCUUACGCCUAUCAGUGCUGCGUUUACGGCUCGUGCGACAGCUACAGACCGGCUAGUCAGUGGGACACGGAGCAAAGCAACAUCGAUGAGGACCUGCACAAAAGGACUGUGGCUAUGUACCCUAUCCAUGCCGACACACACUAUGACCCUGACCUGGAGGAGUUCCAACUGGAGAUAGAAGAGUCAAAAAUUCAAACCAGUGUCCAGUGCACACCUACACCAGGUCCUUUCCGUCCGUGUGACUCCCUGCUGGGCAGCUGGCUGGUCCGUGUGGGCUUAUGGUCCAUUUCCCUGGUGUCUCUGCUGGGGAACGCCGUGCUGCUCCUGUCCCUCUUCAGUUCACCGGGCUACCUGUCACCGCUCCGCUUCACUGUCGCCUGCAUGGGCGGGUCCAACCUUCUGACAGGUGUGUGCACGUGCACCCUGACCCUUGUGGACACUCUAACUCUGGGGGAGUUCAACCACCAUGGCGCCCGCUGGGAGGGGGGUCCUGGUUGCCAGGCAACAGGAUGGGUGUGGGUGUUUGCAUCCGAGGCGAGUGUAUUGCUGCUGACACUCGCAGCUGUGCAGUGUGGCGUGAGCGUGACUUGUGCUCGAGCUUACGGGAAAUCCCCGUCCCUCGGAAGUGUACGCACAUGUGCGCUUUUCUGCCUCACGCUCUCCCUCACCCUCGCCUCCCUCCCACUAGUGGGAGUUGGGGAGUAUGGGUCAUCACCUUUUUGCCUUCCCUCACCCCUUCCACCACCUUCCUCCCGGCUGCCGUCCUCGCUUGGCUUCCCCUUAGCCCUCAUCAUGAUGAACACGCUGUGCUUGCUUAUAGUCACAGGUUCAUACAUUCGCCUUUACUGGGAGUUACUGCGGGGGGAGUGUGAGGGCCUGUGGGACUGCGCCAUGAUCAAACACGUCGCCUGGCUCAUAUUCACCAAUGGCCUCCUCUAUGUCCCGGUAGCGUUCCUCUCCCUCUGCUCCCUUCUGGGUCUCCUCUCUCUGGGAGAGGAGGUGCUGAAAUCAACCCUUCUGCUUCUCCAGCCUCUGCCCGCCUGCCUCAACCCGCUCCUGUUCCUCCUCUUUACACGAGACCACACCCAGAUCUUCUUCUGGUCUCGCCCCAAAGCUCAUCCACAGCUACGCCGGGACCCCACUCUGGAUUCACUGGUUUCUGUGGAGACGGAGAAAAGUUCCUGCUCCGAUUCGUCAAUGCAGACAUCACUUGCCGAUGUGGACGGCAGUGGGUCCUCUUUCCGACCUCAACUGGACCCAGUCCGAUUUUCCCACUGUUCAUCAUCUUCCACGGUUCCUCUCAUCCCUUGUCAGAUACCCACUCCUGCUAGCAGAGAUAGAGAGCGGCCAAGCCUGGACCAGGACGAAGUUUUAUGGAGUUUGGAUCAAGAUGUGACUCGUAACCGGUACUCGCUGUAUCACUCCGCCAUCCCCCCGGCUCUCACGUCUCAUGCGUGAUCCUCCAAGCUCUGGCUGUUUGAAUCACUGGGACACUUUAGACAUUCAAGGACCAUCAUCGAACAGCAGCAGCUUUGGGUUUUUUGAUCCUCAAACAUCUCAGACUGAGUCCACACAGAAACUGUAGAGUCAAAAGAUCCCUUCACUAUUAAAGACUAUCAAAGGAAACACCUCAAUCCAGCGUGACUGUUAAAUUAAAGGACAGUUUUGGACAUUUCUCAGUGGACUGCGUCAGUCAUGGACACAAGGAAAAAACUUUUAAAAAAAGAGCUUAAUCUAACAAUCAGACAAGUCGAUGUUUUAGUCUGGCGGGAGUUUCGGGUAGAUUCAGUAGAGUUUUACGUGUAAAUGUUCAUACUAAAAUGUGAUAAUGAGGUUACAGAUAUUUUAAAUGGCGUUCUUAUCUUAUUUUUGUUUUGUUGCGGAUAAAAGUUCUAUGCUCUUGCUACGGUCCGUUUCAAAUAAAAGGGAUUAAUCACCAGACACAUCAGGAAAUUCUACCGGAGUAAGCUAAGAUUUGUCGUUUUGCUCACAGAGACGACAUACUUCUCAGACACUGUAAUAAAAAAACGCAACAGGAAAUAUGUUUUUUACGAUGUUUACAUGAUUUACGGUACCUUCAAAUUAGUAUUUGCGACAUUGUGAGUUUUGGCGUUCAUUUUCCAUUGCGCAAUAAAUUAAUAUAUCGAUUUCAGUGAUAGAGAGAUUAUAAUGGAACUACACCAACGUUGGCCACAUGCUAGCUAGAGUUGUCUUUUGCUUACACGAUGGUGUUCUCUUAACUAAAGGCCGUGUUAUACUUCUGUGUGCAUGACGCAAACUGCAUCAUCAACGCACAGCACGUGCAGCUCGGAUUUUAGAACCGCGUGCAACAAGCGUGUUGGGUGCGCGCGGACAGCCUCACCGGCCAUAAAAACAUUUCAUCAACAGAAGCAAUGCAGCAUGCAUGCGGAAGUGUACCACAGGCUUUGGUUUUUCACUGCAGUUCAUAACGUCUCUACCCAUGUCGUAAACACGGGUUCUCGAUCCCAUUUAAAGGCACCGUUUAUCUCACAUUAUGCAACUCUGCCAACAGGAGGCGAGCGGUCGUACAGACUGUAAUGGGAUGUAGCUACCUUUCUACAGACAUUAGUGCUAGUAGGCUAGCAAUGUGUACAUACAAUGUAACUACCUCUGAACUAGCAUGGUAUUGACUCCCUACAUCCUUAUUGGUGUUUUGUCUUUUUUAUAUAAUAAAAGCAAAAAUAUAAUUUCAUGUUAAGAAAUAAAUCCUUAGUUUGUAAAAAAAAACAAUUUGUGUUGCUAUUUAGGAUGUACAUACUUUGUAUACAACUGGUAAGCAUAUGUUUGAAUAAAAUUAUUACCUUCAUACUGUA